UAUUUUAAGUUUCAUAAAUAAAGUUCAAAAAUUAUUUCUCGGAAUAAAAUACAAAAUGAAUUUAAAUAUUUUAGUUUGGUUUUUGGUGAUUUUAUAUUAUACAGUUGGUGAAAAAAGCGAUGAAAAUUUCCCGGCUAUAACCUAUGUUGAUGAGAUUGUGGUUCUUAAAAAAAUGUUUGCCAGCUUACAAGAUAUUAAAAAAUCAAUUAAUAUAUGGGACUCCAGAUAUAACGAGCUUUUUGAACUUAAGGCAAUAAAGGAAAAAGAUUUACCAGUUUUUGAUAUACGUUUCGAUAAUAUACCCCUUAAAUGUCAAAAUCAAUCUAUGCCGAAAAAUUGUGCUGAAGCCACAUCCUGUACACAACGUAGUGGAAUUUAUAAAAUAAAAUUAGAAAAAUUUAGCAAAGAUCCAUUUCUGGUCGAGUGUGAUGUUAAAACUGAUGGUGGUGAUUGGAUUUUAAUACAAAGACGUCAAGAUGGUUCGGUUGAUUUCUUUCGUAACUGGCCAGAAUAUCAAAGGGGUUUCGGUAAAAUCGAUGGAGAAUUCUUUAUUGGCCUCGACAAGUUGCAUGCUCUAACUAACUAUAAUGGACCUCAAGAGUUACUGAUCAUCUUAGAGGAUCAAAAUGAAUUAAGACAUGCCAAAUACAGCCACUUUGUCAUUGGUAGCGAAAGUGAAUUUUACGCUCUCCAACACUUGGGUGUUUAUACUGGGAAUGCAGGCGAUUCGUUACGUUAUCAUUUGAAAAGUAAAUUCUCAACAAAAGAUAACGAUAAUGACAAUCAUGAAUCGUCAAAUUGUGCUACAGAUUAUACAGGUGCAUGGUGGUAUAAUAAAUGUCAUCAUAGCAAUCUUAAUGGCAAAUAUGGCGACAAAACACAUGCCAAAGGCAUAACAUGGCAAACAUUUCGUAAUUACAAUGUCUCUGUGGAAUAUGUGAAAAUGAUGAUCAGACGUAGAACGUUUUAAGGAAAUAAUUAGAGCUAUGCGAAAACUAUAUAAAUACUUUCACUUAUUUGGACUAAUUAAUACAUAACAAUAAAGUUAGAUAAUUAUUUAUA
Messenger RNA from Lucilia cuprina (Australian sheep blowfly), 1062 nucleotides. Its product is annotated as ficolin-1-like. Bases 56 to 970 code for a protein of 304 amino acids. The record is from RefSeq and is a predicted model, not a curated record. NCBI's taxonomy places the organism in Eukaryota, Metazoa, Arthropoda, Insecta, Diptera, Calliphoridae. The transcript is spliced from 6 exons.